GGCGGCGGCGGAGACGGCGGCGAGGCUGGGGCCAGGCGCCGAGCCCCGGGGGAGGCGCGCCCGAGCCGGGCGGCGGGAGCAUGCGGGCCCCGGGCGGAGCGCCGCGCGCGCUGCUGCUGGCGAUGCUGCUGUGCUGGGACCCGACGCCGAGCCGCGCAGGCCCUGACGCGGGCGGCGUGGUGCUCCCCGACUCCUUCCCGUCGGCGCCCGCGGAGCCGCUGCCCCACUUCCUGCUGGAGCCGCAGGACGCCUACAUCGUGAAGAACAAGCCCGUGGAGCUGCGCUGCCGCGCCUUCCCCGCCACCCAGAUCUACUUCAAGUGCAACGGGGAGUGGGUCAGCCAGAACGACCACGUCACCCAGGAGGGCCUGGACGAGGCCACCGGCCUGCGGGUCCGCGAGGUGCAGAUCGAGGUGUCCCGGCAGCAGGUGGAGGAGCUGUUCGGGCUGGAGGACUACUGGUGCCAGUGCGUGGCCUGGAGCUCGGCGGGCACCACCAAGAGUCGCCGUGCCUACGUCCGCAUCGCGUACCUGCGCAAGAACUUCGACCAGGAGCCCCUGGGCAAGGAAGUGCCCCUGGACCACGAGGUCCUGCUGCAGUGUCGCCCUCCGGAGGGGGUGCCAGUGGCCGAGGUGGAAUGGCUCAAGAACGAGGACGUCAUCGACCCCACCCUGGACCCCAACUUCCUCCUCACCAUCGACCACAACCUCAUCAUCCGCCAGGCGCGCCUCUCGGACACUGCCAACUACACGUGCGUGGCCAAGAACAUCGUGGCCAAGCGCCGCAGCACCACGGCCACGGUGGUCGUCUACGUGAAUGGAGGCUGGUCCAGCUGGGCCGAGUGGUCGCCCUGCUCCAACCGCUGUGGCCGCGGCUGGCAGAAGCGCACGCGCACCUGCACCAACCCCGCACCGCUCAACGGAGGGGCCUUCUGCGAGGGCCAGGCUUUCCAGAAGACCGCCUGCACCACGGUGUGCCCAGUGGACGGCGCCUGGACGGAGUGGAGCAAGUGGUCGGCCUGCAGCACAGAGUGUGCCCACUGGCGCAGCCGCGAGUGCAUGGCGCCACCUCCCCAGAACGGGGGCCGGGACUGCAUCGGGACUCUGCUCGACUCCAAGAACUGCACAGACGGGCUGUGCGCACACAGUAAGAGAAGCCCAAACGAGUCCCCAAACCACCCCCUGGAGGCCCCGGGGGACGUGGCGCUGUACGCCGGCCUCGUGGUGUCUGUCCUGGUGGCCGUGGCUGUGCUCGUGGUGGUGGCCGUGGUGCUGUACCGCCGGAACUGCCGCGACUUCGACUCGGACAUCACCGACUCCUCAGCCGCCCUCACCGGGGGCUUCCACCCGGUCAACUUCAAGACUGUGCGACCCAACCACCCGCAGCUGCUGCACCCCAGCGUGCCCCCGGACCUCACCGUCGGCGCGGGCAUCUACCAUGGGCCAGUGUAUGCCCUGCAGGACUCGGCCGACAAGAUCCCCAUGACCAACUCGCCGCUGCUGGACCCACUGCCCAGCCUGAAGAUCAAGGUGUACAGCUCGGGCACCACGGGCUCCGUGCCCAGCCUGCCUGACGGCGCCGACCUGCUGGGGGUGCUGCCGCCCGGCACCUACCCUGAAGACUUCCCGAGGGACCCCAACUUCCUGCGAGGCACCAGCCUCGGCUCCCAGCAGCUCCCGGGGCUGCACCGCGAGCCGGGGACGAGCGUCAGCGGCACCUUCGGCUGCCUGGGCGGCAGGCUGAGCAUCCCCGGGACAGGAGUCAGCCUGCUGGUGCCCAACGGAGCCAUCCCGCAGGGCAAGUUCUACGAGAUGUACCUCAUCAUCAACAAGGCAGAGAGCACCCUCCCCCUCUCCGAGGGGACGCAGACAGUGCUGAGCCCCGCGGUGACCUGCGGGCCCACGGGCCUCCUGCUGUGCCGCCCCGUGGUCCUCACCGUGCCCCACUGCGCCGAGGCCAGCGCCGGCGACUGGAUCUUCCAGCUCAAGACUCAGGCCCACCAGGGCCACUGGGAGGAGGUGGUGACCCUGGACGAGGAGACACUGAGCACCCCCUGCUACUGCCAGCUGGAGGCGCGGGCCUGCCACGUCCUGCUGGACCAGCUGGGCACCUACGUGCUCACCGGCGAGUCCUACUCCCGCUCGGCCAUCAAGCGGCUGCAGCUGGCCAUCUUCGCACCCGCGCUCUGCACCUCACUCGAGUACAGCCUCAGGGUCUACUGCCUGGAGGACACGCCCCUGGCCCUGAAGGAGGUGCUGGAGCUGGAGCGGAGCCUGGGCGGCUUCCUGGUGGAGGAGCCCAAGCCACUGCUGUUCAAAGACACCUACCACAACCUGCGCCUCUCGCUGCACGACCUCCCGCACGCGCACUGGCGGAGCAAGCUGCUGGCCAAGUACCAGGAGAUCCCCUUCGGCCACGUCUGGAGCGGCAGCCAGAAGGCCCUGCACUGCACCUUCACGCUCGAGAGGCACAGCCUGGCCGCCACCGAGUUCUCCUGCAAGAUCUGCGUGCGGCAGGUGGAGGGCGAAGGCCAGAUCUUCCAGCUGCACACCACGCUGGCCGGGACCCCCGCUGGCUCCCUGGACGCCCUCUGCUCCGCCCCCAGCAGCGCCGUCACCACGCAGCUGGGACCGUAUGCCUUCAAGAUCCCCCUGUCCAUCCGCCAGAAGAUCUGCAACAGCCUGGACGCCCCCAGCGCGCGGGGCAACGACUGGCGGCUGCUGGCGCAGAAGCUCUCCAUGGACCGGUACCUGAACUACUUCGCCACCAAAGCGAGCCCCACAGGCGUGAUCCUGGACCUGUGGGAAGCGCAGCAGCAGGACGACGGGGACCUCAACAGCCUGGCCAGUGCCUUGGAGGAGAUGGGCAAGAGCGAGAUGCUGGUGGCCAUGACCACCGACGGCGACUGCUGAG
Messenger RNA from Sorex araneus (European shrew), 2913 nucleotides. RefSeq names its product unc-5 netrin receptor B (gene UNC5B). Bases 81 to 2912 code for a protein of 943 amino acids. Gene Ontology annotation, molecular function: protein binding; netrin receptor activity. The record is from RefSeq and is a predicted model, not a curated record. Gene Ontology annotation, cellular component: membrane. Gene Ontology annotation, biological process: netrin-activated signaling pathway; anterior/posterior axon guidance. Lineage: Eukaryota; Metazoa; Chordata; Mammalia; Eulipotyphla; Soricidae. The transcript has 17 exons.